Molecule: messenger RNA, 2724 nt
Organism: Colletotrichum paranaense
Lineage: Eukaryota; Fungi; Ascomycota; Sordariomycetes; Glomerellales; Glomerellaceae
Product: MYND finger
Exons: 4
Coding region: 1-2724 (907 amino acids)
Source: RefSeq, a predicted model, not a curated record
AUGGCGUCCUCCUGCCUCCAAGAAUUUCCUCGCGCCUCAGGCUCAGGCGACGACGGCGGACCGGCGAGGAAGGAACCCGAAUCAUUCUGCUGCCAGCUCGCUACUUCCACUCCCAUCACUCACCCCGAAGAAUUCGCCAAACUCCUCGAUCUCAUCGUCAAUCAAUCCAAGGAGAAGAAUCCUGCCGCUGGCAUCGUCUUCGCGUUUCUCAACUUUCCGAAGAGCAACUGCCUGUUCCCCCUGGCCUGCCUCGUCCACUUCUUCGAGACAUUCGUUCCUCAACCCAUCAUCACUUAUCUUACGAGCGACUCUUGCCUCAGUGCCGCAAAGAGCAUUGAUACCAUCCUCAUGGAGGCCGAGAAGUCAGAGCAGGGACUUUACAAGGACACGAAGCGCAGCUGCUUCCCAUCGACCGGCCGAAACCAUUUCCUCCGCCUGAUGAACGCAUCUGGUCCCAUACCCAAGGGUGAAAGAAGUGCAGCUGGUGCCACUCGCAGAGGCCUUCCCGAGCUCGACUAUAUCCUCUUCCAGGAAGAUCUUCCUUCUUAUUUCGAUCGUUCCGAGCGGUAUGAUAGCUUGCCCGGCGACCCAGUGAACUACCUCUUCUCGGCUCUGCCGCAAAUCCAGGAAGAUGACGCAGGCUUCAAGGGAAGCAACAAGUCUGCAGAUUAUAACCGCCGGUUCGCCCUGGCCCUCUGGCCUUAUGCCAACUCCAGCAUCGAGGAUAUCAUCGCCAAAUCCGACGACAAGGCUGCCUCUGACUUGUGGUGGGCCGCGCGCUUCGCUUUCUCUCUCUGGGAUAAAUCCGACUUGUCUAUUCGAUGCUCCUUCGCCCAGCUUCUUGGCGAGAUUGCCUUGUACCACAACUCUGAGAUUGUCGAUAAUCCUGCCCCUGUCAAGCCAAACCACCUUUGCGAAGCUGUUGAUGGUGGCCCCUGUCCCGGAGAGGCAUACGUUCAGAAGCAUAAGUGGUUGAAGUAUGCCCGCUGGAUUCAUCGUGGAAGAAAAGACGAGGAUGCCGACAUCAAGGUCCGUCUGGGCAGCAAGUGUGACCUGAACGAGCUAUUGAGCAUCGAGAAGUGUGUUACCUGCGGUCACGAGCGCAAGAUCUCUCGCUGUGGAUCGAAGAAGCCCAUGCACCACUGCAGCGGCUGCUACGUCGAGUGGUUUCCGCACCUUCGUCGAACUUACUGCGGCCCGAAGUGCCAGAAGAAGGAUUGGAAGACGCACUUUGAGGAAUGUCAGCGUCACAAGCACUUCAUCCGAGCCGUCUGGAUUCUGAAGGGCAUCGCGGACAAGUUCAUGGCCGCGACUUUUUCUGGCCAGGCCGUUGAUAUCUCCCCGAUCGAGGUCCGUGAUAACAAGACCAAGGCGCUCGACCUCAACAGCGUCCCCCGCUUCGCCGUCACCCCGGCUGCGUGUGCUGUUGGACCCUGGGUGGGGGAGCAGGUGUUCCCUCUCGGCAAGUCGUACUUGGCGGACAAGAGGAAUGAGGACCGCGCGAGAGCAUUGGCUUGGGAUGCUGGUGACAACCUCUACUACCACCUUCAGACUAUCAUUCGUCAAAUCGUCAGCCCGCUCUGUGACGAUGUGGUCGAGAUGCAGAUGUUCCUGCGCAAUGCCAACAGUAUUACCUCUCUUGCCGCUGAUCGGUGCCGCGAAGGCCCCGCCAUCCACACGGCCAAGGGCAAGGAUCCGAUGUUCUGGCCUCAUCCCGUUCUCAAUUGUCGGCUGAAGGGAAGCGACGACUUGUUCAUCAUCGACCUUCUUGGAGCCAAGUUCGGCUUUAACGAGAUCCUCCUCCCGGGCGAGGUAUGGGUCAAGUCUAGACUUGCGUACUGCGUUGGCUCAACGGUUGUCACGGACAUGACGCCUCACUGGUUUCCCCGCGAGCAGCAGGGUCUCGUCUCUUGCCGUGAUGAGGUCGCCUACACUUGGAGAUCGUGCAUCAAGACGUACAUCGCCGCCAAGUGGCCCAACGUCCCCGGACCCUUUGCCUUGUCGCAUCUGAAGGAGCAAUUGUUCAGGGAGAGGACUUACAUGUUCAUGGUCCACUCGGACGACAUCUUCAGGGAGGCCACCAAUCGUCUGCGCGAGGAGAGACUCUUCCGGCAGUACCUUGUCCACGACCCAAACCCGUACUCUCACGAGUUUGUCAUUGGCGUCACCAACUGUCAGAAGGAGUGCGAUGUCUACGAGAAGAUCUGGAUGGAUCGGCGUGUGUUCGAUGUCAUCGUCAAGGGUGAGCUCAGCGAGCAAAACCAGCUGCUGCCCACGGGGUCCGAGACCAUCCGCCUCGUCGCACUCUGGGUUGACCGGUUGAUCAAACACGGUCAGAAGGUCAAGUUUGACUCGGUCGGGCUCCUUGGUUCUCGCAUGGCCAAGCACUACAACAUCUGCACCACGCACUCGUUGGACGAGCUUCGCGAGAUUUCCACGCCCUGGCUCCUGUGGCAUGGCAUCUCCAAGGAUUCAUCCCAAAAGUUCUUCGAGCAGUGCAAGGGCAUCGUCACCGACUACAUUAGUUCGAAUGCGGCGACGCCUGAUCAGCUGCUUAGUAAAAUGGCGUCGUCCGACGGCCUCGCCAAGUACCUGCAGACCUUGUCGAUGGAGGAUGCGCAAGAGUUCUUGGAGAUUGGAUCAAUCAUCGAGUCUCCCCAUAACGCUGCAUCGAUUAAACAACUGCGAAAGGAGCUUGAGAAGCAAGCCGGGGACAAGAAGUGA